Molecule: messenger RNA, 8076 nt
Organism: Closterium sp. NIES-65
Lineage: Eukaryota; Viridiplantae; Streptophyta; Zygnematophyceae; Desmidiales; Closteriaceae
Source: the annotation of a GenBank genome assembly
AUGUGGGCGGCUGGCAGCGAGCUGGCAAUGACGGUGGACAACCACAACUCGGUGCUGGGGAUCAGAGAGUAUGCUCUUAGAGCUGGUGCUACAGUGUCUGUUGUUGAUAUUCGCUAUGAGGAUGACUAUAUGGGGGAUGAGGAGGAAGAGGAGGAGGAAGAAGGGGGCGAUGAGGAUGAGAGUGAGAGUGGGAGUGAGGCUGGGAGUGAAUAUGAGAGUGGAAAUGAGAGUGAGAGUGAGAAUGGGAGUGAGAAUGGGAGUGAGAAUGGAAAUGACAAACAGGAGAGGAGAGUGGAGAAGGUGGGAGUGGAUGAAGUGAGGAUAAUGAAGGAGGAAUUUAAGGAAGAAGAGGGAGGAGAGGAUGAAGAAGAGGAGGAGGAAGAAGGAGCAGAGGAGGAUGAAGAAGAAGAAGCAGAGGAGGAAGAAGAAGCAGAGGAGGAGGUGGAAGAGGAGGAAGAGGAGGAAGAGGAUAAAGAUGAGGAGGAAGAGGAUGAAGAGGAUAGGAGGGCGGGUGUGAGGUUGGGUAGUGGGAGGAAGGUCCGAUUUGCUUUGCGUGGGAGGAGGAGCAAACGUAAGGGGGCGGAGGAGGAGGAGGAAGAGGUGGAAGAGGAGGAAGAGGAGGAGGAGGAGGAGGAGGAGGAGGAGGAGGAGGAGGAGGAGGAGGAGGAGGAGGAGGAGGAGGAGGAGGAGGAGGAGGAGGAGGAGGAGGAGGAGGAGGAGGAGGAGGAGGAGGAGGAGGAGGAGGAGGAGGAGGAGGAGGAGGAGGAGGAGGAGGAGGAGGAGGAGGAGGAGGAGGAGGAGGAGGAGGAGAAGGAGGAGGAGGAGGAGGAGGAGGAUGAGGAGGAGGAGGAAGAGGAGCAGGAGGAGGAUGAGGAGGAGGAAGAAUCAGAAGCAGAAGAUGAAGAAGAGGGGAAAGUAGGAGUGAGGGUAGGUGGAAGAAAGAAGGUUCGAGUGGUCUUACAUGGGAGCAGCAGGAGUAAGCGCAAGGGAGCAACAGAAGAGGAAGAGGAAGAGGAGGAGGAAGAAGAGGAGGAAGAGGAAGAAGAAGAGGAGGAAGAAGAGGAAGAGGAAGAAGAGGAUGAGGGAGAGGAGGAUGAGGGAGAGGAGGAAAGGAUGGGCGUGAGGUUAGGUGGCAAGAAGAAGGUUCGAGUGGUCUUACCUGGGAACAGCAGGAGUAAGCGCAAGGGAGCAACAGAGGAGGAAGAGGAAGAGGAGGACGAAGAAGCGGAGGAGGAUGAGGAGGAGAACGAAGAAGAGGAAGAGGAGGGAACGGUGGGAGUGUUGGUGAGAAGGAGGAAGGUUCGAUUGGCGUUAGCUGGCAGCAGCAGGAGCAAGCGCAGUGAUGUGGUGGGAAAGGAAGCUGAAGCAGUCUCUGCCGGUGGUUGUACUGGUAAUGUGCGGCAACCCCUAAGUGCUGCAGAUGUCAAUUUGAAUGCACGGACUGGUGGAGCAGUGGGGCCAGCAGCAGCGAUUGUGAGUGGGAGGGACGGUGAACCUGUAGGGGCAGCAGCGAGUGUGAGGACAGGUGAACCUGUGGGGACAGCAGCAGAUGUGAAUGCGAAUGCAGGGACAAGUGAACCUGUGGGGGGAGCAGCAGCGAGUGUGAGUGUGAGGACUCCUGAACCUGUGGGGGCAGCAGCGCUUGCUGAAACCAACCCUUCUGAUUCCACUGUUCUUGCCGAACCAGUGCUGACCGAACCACAGAAUGGCAGGGCUGUUUCCGAGCCUGGACAGGAGGUUCGGCCAGGUGUGGCUGCUCCAGCUGUGGCUGGGGAUGGUGGGGCCGGAGCUAGUGGGAGUGGGGCGGGUGAGACUGGGGCAGGUGGGACUGGGGCAGGUGGGACUGGGGCAGGUGGGACUGGCUUAGGAGGAAGAAGUGAGGAGAAGGGCCACGAGGGAAAAAGGGGUGGAGAGGCAGGAUCAGGGUCAAGGGAUGUGAGAACAGAGCAUGAGAGGCCUUCUGAGUCGUCUCAACUGUCAAGGGAUACAAGGGCAAGGGGCAUGAAACAGCAUCGAGCGGCGGAUCGGAAGGGUAGAAGGGUGGAUGGAAUGGUGGAUGGUUGUCCAAAGGGCACAGUCCUUCGAGGGGUGGUAGAGGGGGUGUCCCUUCGCCUGCUGAACCGAUUCUCUCGGGCAGCAAGGGAAGGGAAGGCAAGGGAACACAAGGCACUAAAAGCGCCAACGGCACGACGGGAAGAAGCUGUUUCAAAGCCGCCUGAAGAGGUGUUUUCAGGGGCAGGGAAGGAGGAGGAGCGGCAGCAGCAGCGGCGAAGGCAGAAGCAGGAGGGGCAGGAGGAGUUGCCGUUUGUCCCAUGCCUGUUUGCAAUGCCUGCAGAAAGUAAUCUUAGCGGCGAGAAGCUUGAUCUGAGGGUGGUGCGGGCGGUGAAGGAGGAGAGGUGUUUGGAUGGGUGGGAGGGGUGGAGCCGGGAGGACAGAGGAGUGGAGAGCGGUGAUGGUAGGAGACGAGGCAGGGGGAGAGGGAAAAGGAGAAGUGAGAAGGGAAUCGAGGAGGAAAGAGAGCAAGGGAGAGAGAAGGGAGGGGAUGGCACAACAACUGCUGGUGCCUCUCAAACUCAACAACUACAACAACAACAGCAGCAGCAGCAGCAGCAGCAGCAGUUGCCUGCACGCAAGAGAGCAUGGGGCGGCCUCUGGGGUUGGCUGGGAGGAAGUCGUGGGACAUCCGGUGCAGCAGAUGAGGAUCAAGGGCAGGUCGAUAGCAAUGGUGCGGCGACUGGUGGUGGAGCUGACAGGGGUGCUGAUGGUGGGAAGGCCCAGGGUACAGGUGAGAUAUCCUUAUCCCGCUUUCGACCCCUCUCCUUCUCCACCGCUUCUGCCCGGCGCUGGUUCGUGCUUCUCAAUGCCGCCAAAGCUGCUGCUGAUGAGAGUAGUAGGAGUCCUAGUGGCAGUGGUGGUGGUGGUGUAUCCAGUAGUGAAGGCGCUUCUUCUCCCGCUCUUCCUCGGCGCUGGUUCGUGCUUCUUGAUGCUCCCAAAGCUGCUCCCUCGGACCCUCCGGACCUAUGCCACUGCCCCGCUGACUUCGUUGCACUCUCCUUCUACAAGGUGGGUUGCCCCCUCCUCCCCAUGCCCCCUCCUCCCCAUGCCCCCUCCUCCCCAUGCCCCCUCCUCCCCAUGCCCCCUCCUCCCCAUGCCCCCUCCUCCCCAUGCCCCCUCCUCCCCAUGCCCCCUCCUCCCCAUGCCCCCUCCUCCCCAUGCCCCCUCCUCCCCAUGCCCCCUCCUCCCCAUGCCCCCUCCUCCCCAUGCCCCCUCCUCCCCAUGCCCCCUCCUCCCCAUGCCCCCUCCUCCCCAUGCCCCCUCCUCCCCAUGCCCCCUCCUCCCCAUGCCCCGUCCUCUGAAUCCUCUCCAUGCCUCCCGCCCUCCGGACCUCUCCCACUGCCCCCUGCGGACUUCGUUGCACUCUCCUUCUACAAGGUGGGUAGGCUGUCUCUACCCCUCUUCAUUUCUCUCCACCCCUCUCCACCUUUCCACACCACCCACUGCCCUGCUAACUUUGUCACACUCUCCUUCUACAAGAUGCUGCCUUCAUCCUCCACAAGCCCUACUUCAGUGGAGGUACGGCGAGUAGCAUGUGCUCGGUGGCAUGUGAAUGACACGGUGACAGUGGUAGCAGAGGUGACAGGGCUAGUAGCAAGUAGCAUGAUGACUCUGCAUGGCAACUUGUGCCCCUCUCAUUCAGAUGCUGCCUUCAUCCUCCACAAGCCCUACUUCAGUGGAGGCACCGUGGCAGCAGUGUUUGCAGACUCCGACUUUGUCUCUCUGCGCCCAUCGCUAGAAGCACAGUGGGAGCACGGCACUCUCCCCUUCCUCCAGCUCGCAGCAGAGCUCCCUCCAGGCUUAGCCCUGGUCACCCGCCUCUCCUUCUCUGCCAUACAACGCACAGUGGGAGGACGGCACUCUGCCCUUGGUCUCGCAGCAGCAGAGCUCCCUCCGGGCCUCGCCCUGGUCUCCCGCCUCUCCUUCUCUGCCAUCCACGGUGAGCAUCGCGCCCCUCCCCUCCUGGUGUUUGUUGCGAGUCUGUAUUUUCGAGUCAGAGUAGGUGGGAGCACAGCACUCUCCUCUCCCUUUCCUCCAGCUAGCAGCAGAGCCCCUUCCGGGCCUCGCGCUGGUCUCACGCUUCUCCUUCUCUGCCAUUCAGCGGUGAGCCCUUACCAUUCCUCCAGCUCGCGGCAGAGCUCCCUCCAGGCCUUGCUCUGGUCUCCUGUCUCCCCUUCUCCACCAUCCAACGCACAGUGGGAGCACGGCACUCUCCCCUUCCUCCACCUCGCAGCAGAGCUCCCUCCGGGCCUCGCCCUGGUCUAUCACCUCUCCUCACAGCUGAGCAGAGCGAAUUGGUUUGCUUAUGGGCGAUGGCGCGCAGGGGGGUCUCGGACAGAUGAGGGCUCGCACAGCCACGUCUCGUUUCUUGCACUCUUCACCGCUUCUCGCCUCCUCUCCCUCCGACACUGCAACGGCCAGCCCGUUUGCGUCGUGUAUGGAAGGCACAGGGCCUUGUUGCUGCAUCUUGAAAAGAGCAGAGUCGUGAAUCGGGAGAGGCGAGAGACUUCUGAUUCGAUUGAGAAGAAUGGAGUGGUGGAUUUGCAGGGAGGAGAGGAGGAACGAGAGGCAGUGUUGAAGCAGCAGGGGGGGGUGGUGGCGUUUAACCUGAAGCGCAGUGAUGGGUCGUGGGUGGGGCACAAGGAGGUGGAGAAGCUGGCAGCCAUCCACAGCAUUCAUCUCCGGACUGGUUGUUUCUGCAACCCUGGUGCCUGUGCCAAGCACCUGCGCCUCUCCCACUCCCAACUCCUCGAGAAUUACGAGGCAGGGCACGUGUGUUGGGACGACAACGACGUGAUUGCCGGGCGGCCGACUGGCGCCGUGAUUUUUCCGAUCAGUCCCUUUCUCCCCUCUCCCACAUGCGACAGACCGACUGGUUGCUUCUGCAACCCAGGAGCCUGUGCCAAGCACCUGCGCUUGUCUCAUGCCCAACUCCUCGAAAACUACGAGGCGGGGCACGUGUGCUGGGAUGACAAUGACGUGAUUGCCGGGCGGCCGACUGGCGCCGUGCGGAUCUCCUUUGGACACCUGUCAACCAUUGAUGACGUGGAGGCGUUCCUCUCCUUCAUCCAAACGUGCUUUGUGGAGCUGCCACGUCAGCACACUCCACCUCAGCACGCCACCUCUGCUGCCUCUGCUGCUUCUGCCGCUACCGCUGCCACCGCUGCCGUUUCCUCUUCUGUGUCUGCUUCUACAGCCGCUACAGCCGCUGUUGCUGCUACAGCCGCUACAGCCGCUGUUGCUGCUACUGCCGCUACAGCCGUUGUUGCUACUGUUGCUGCUGCCGAGAAGAAGCUGGAUAUAGGGCGUUUCACUAAUGGAAUAGCAAGCCAUUUGGAGAAUCGGGAGGAGCUUGCACAAGCAGAUGUGGCUAAGGAGAAUCUUUCGCGAGCACGUGCGCCUGCACAAAGUGUGACUAUAGAGGGGCUGUUUGUGUAUCCGAUCAAGUCGUGUGCUCCCAUGCGAGCGCAAGCAUGGCCGCCUGGGCCCACUGGUCUGCUGCAUGACCGGGAAUGGCUUAUCAUCAACCCUAUAGGCACUCCACUGAGGCCCAACAGGGUCCCCUCACUCUACAGCCUCCGCCCAUCCAUCAACCUCGCUUCACGCCUCCUCUCCAUCCACCUUACUCCCCAAGGCUCUCCUCCUGCCCAGUCUCCCCUCCAAUUACCUCUUGACACGUGGCCUGAUGCCAGGCUGGAUGGCGUGCGAGUGUGCGGUGACAGCGUCCACGUGGCAGUGUACCCUGCUGACGUGGCAGCCUGGCUCUCCGCCGCUCUCGGCACGCCAUGUCAGCUUGUGAGGCUCCUUCCGCACGCCCGCCAGCAGAAGAAGCUGCCUAGAAGCAUCCUCAGCAGUCAGGACAACACCAGAACCAAUCAGAUCAGUGAAAACCAAUCCAGCCGUAACGAAUCUUCCCAAUCCGCAUCCUCCUCCCACUCCUAUUCCUCCUCUCCCUCCUCUUCCCCCUCUCUCUCGCUAGCCAAUGAGGCUCAGCUGCUAGUGCUCUCAUCUGCUAGUCUGGCUGAUCUUUGGAGGAGAGUGGCACAUGGGACAGAGGGGGAGCUGAUGGCAGGAGAUGGAGGGAAAACAGAUGGGAGAACAACAGGAGUGGAUAAACCUUUGCAAAAUAAGCAAGUCAAAUCUGGUCCCUUGCCGUUGCUAGGGUCUCAUUCUGCUGCGCUUCCUUGCUGCCCUGCCGAUUGGAGCCUGAGGCUCGGUAACCCUACCGAACCUAAUGGUCUGGACUCAGGCUCGGGGAUGGAUCAAGCUUAUCCAGCACCAGCAGCAGCAGCAUCUGCCACGUCAGCAGGGUCAUCUCAGGCUGCUGACGUGGACAGAGAUGCGGAAGCAGAUGCCUCGUGGGCAUUGCGGUUUCGCCCCAACAUUGUGGUGGGCGGUGCUGACGUGGCGCCAUACGAUGAGGACAGGUGGAAGCAGCUGGUUGGUCAAGAUGCUUCCUUUGAGUCAGACGCCAUGGCUCUCUCCCUGUGCGCGAAGUCGAGCCUCGUCUCGGCCGCUGGCCUGCAGCAGCGCGGCGCUGCCCUGGAGAGAAGGCAGACCGGCGCCUCGCUCUCAGCGUCGCUCGCCCACUCAGCCGCUGCUCCUUCGUUUAAGGCUUUCGAUGGCAUGCGCGCUAACUCAACCUUCUCCUCCGCCUCUUCAUUCCUGUCCGGCGCUAAAGUUGCUGCGCCUGUGGCCGCGGAGGCUCCGGCUGCUGCCGCUGCUGAGAAGGGUUUCACCCUGACCAUUGUGGCGGGCAGGAACAGCAAGAAGAUUCAAGGAAGGAAGCUCCGCGUCGCCGUUAUCGGAGGCGGCCCGGCCGGCGGUUGCGCGGCGGAGACUCUGGCGGAGAACGGCAUCGAGACUUUCCUCAUUGAGCGCAAGCUCGACAACGCCAAGCCGUGCGGUGGAGCCAUCCCCCUUUGCAUGGUCGACGAAUUUCAGCUGCCACAGGAGAUCAUCGACAGGCGCGUGACCAAGAUGAAGAUGAUUUCCCCAUCCAACGUCGAGGUCGACGUGGGGCGCACGCUCGGCAAGGAGGAGUACAUCGGCAUGGUGCGCCGCGAGGUGCUCGACGCCUUCCUGCGCAACCGCGCCCAGUCUUACGGCGCGACGGUCAUCAACGGGCUGUACCUGAGGAUGGACGUGCCCAAGGACGACGACAGCCCCUACGUCAUCCACUACUCCGACUACGCCGGCGACUCCAAGGUCGGCGUGCCCAAGACUCUCGAGGUCGACGCCGUGAUCGGCGCUGACGGCGCCAACAGCAGGGUGGCCAAGGACAUCGACGCGGGUGACUACGACUACGCCAUUGCCUUCCAGGAGCGCAUCCGCCUGCCAGAGGACAAGAUGGCGUACUACGAGGAUCUUGCGGAGAUGUACGUGGGUGAUGACGUGUCGCCCGACUUCUACGGCUGGGUGUUCCCCAAGUGCGACCACGUGGCGGUCGGCACCGGUACGGUCAUCAACAAGCCCGCCAUCAAGCAAUACCAGACCGCCACCAGGAACCGCGCCAAGGACAAAAUCGAGGGCGGCAAGAUCAUCCGUGUGGAGGCUCACCCCAUCCCCGAGCACCCCCGCCCCCGCCGGACCUCCAACCGCGUGGCUCUCGUUGGCGACGCUGCUGGCUACGUCACCAAGUGCUCAGGCGAGGGCAUCUACUUUGCGGCCAAGUCGGGGCGCAUGGCAGCAGAGGCGAUCGCUGAGGGGUCUGAGAAGGGCACGCGCAUGAUCGACGAGUCUGACCUGCGUGUGUACCUGGACAAGUGGGACAAGAAGUACUGGGCCACCUACAAGGUGCUGGACAUUCUCCAGAAGGUGUUUUACCGCUCCAACCCCGCGCGCGAGGCGUUCGUGGAGAUGUGCGCGGACGACUACGUGCAGAAGAUGACGUUCGACAGCUACCUGUACAAGACGGUCGUGCCGGGCAACCCCCUCGAUGACCUCAAGCUGGCCGUCAACACCAUCGGCAGCCUGAUCCGCGCCAAUGCUCUCCGCAAGGUUGCCCUCGAGAAGGCCUAA